CCGAAGGUGUCGCGAUGGUGGUAGGCAUCCGGGGACAUGGACGGUGGGACGGCCGAAACAACAACAGCCCGGAGUACCUGCUAGGGCUAACUACUUUAACUCGCUGCCGCACCCCUGUUUACGCAAGUAACUGUGUACUCCAGUACAUGGAGUAUCCGGAGGAGUCGAUCUGGCUGAAGGCAGUGUAGGAGAAGGUCGGUUGGUGCCAUAGUGGGAUGACAUUCGAACAUAGAUGGCGGCAUCCCGCCUCGAGAAUUUGGGGGUUUGAAAGUUUCUGUUGAAGAUUAGCAGACAUACAGUCCAAAGUCAAGCAUUCGUCCAGAAACAGACACUCAGACACACUUGCCCAACAUGAAGUUCUCCUUGUCCAUUGUUCUUGCUGCCUUUGCCCUGCAGUCCACUGCCCUCUUGGUGCCCAGGGACGCUCUUUCCUCAAACUUGGGCUCUGGUCUUGCACCUGGAGCUGCCAACAUCCUUCCUCUCGAGGUUCGGGCUGGCAAGGACAAGGGCAAGCACUCGCACGCCCAUGGAGUACGGCCCGACUUCCGCAAGCCGUGCAAGAGCUUGCCAUCGAACUGCCCCCCUUUCCUGAACCAGAAGGCCAUGUGCGAAUGCAAGGCCGCGGCAACAGUCGCUUCCUACUUGGAGUCCGAGAGAGGAUGCCCAAAGCCGUCUCAAAAGGCGUGCUGAUCCAGAGUGCGAUGUAAC
This is a messenger RNA of Neurospora tetraspora, 708 nucleotides long. RefSeq lists its product as uncharacterized. The record is from RefSeq and is a predicted model, not a curated record. The transcript has 3 exons. The coding region runs from base 352 to 690 and encodes 112 amino acids. NCBI's taxonomy places the organism in Eukaryota, Fungi, Ascomycota, Sordariomycetes, Sordariales, Sordariaceae.